UAGUCACGUGAUCAAGCACUGUGCGUCAGUUUCAAGAUGGCAGCCCCGGCACAUCAGCAGAAAUCUGGUGGGAAAACCGCUGGUGAACUUGUGCGAGGCCAAAUAUUUGAAGUGGGUCCACGAUAUACCAGCUUGAACUACAUAGGAGAAGGAGCUUAUGGCAUGGUGGUAUCUGCUAUUGAUACUGAAACAAAGUCAAAAGUAGCCAUCAAGAAAAUAUCACCGUUUGAGCAUCAGACAUACUGCCAAAGAACGUUAAGAGAGAUCAAGAUCCUCACCAGAUUCAAGCAUGAAAAUAUCAUCAACAUCAGUGAUAUUCUGCGAGCGCCAUCCAUAGAAGAAAUGAAAGAUGUCUACAUUGUACAGUGCCUGAUGGAGACAGACAUGUACAAACUGCUGAAGACCCAGCAACUCAGCAACGACCAUGUCUGCUACUUCCUCUACCAGAUCCUUAGAGGCCUCAAAUACAUUCACUCCGCCAACGUGCUGCACCGGGACCUCAAGCCCAGCAAUCUCCUACUUAACACAACAUGUGAUCUCAAGAUCUGUGAUUUUGGUUUGGCGCGAGUGGCCGACCCUGACCACGACCACACAGGUUUCCUGACCGAAUACGUUGCCACGAGGUGGUACCGCGCUCCCGAGAUCAUGCUCAACUCCAAGGGGUACACAAAGUCCAUUGAUGUGUGGUCGGUUGGCUGUAUCCUCGCUGAGAUGCUCUCCAACAGGCCCUUGUUUCCAGGGAAACACUAUCUUGAUCAGUUAAAUCACAUCCUGGGCGUGCUGGGUUCGCCAAGUCAAGAAGAUCUCAACUGUAUCAUCAAUGAGAAGGCACGUGGGUAUAUUCAGUCUCUGCCGUUCAAGCCCAAGGUGCCAUGGAACAGGUUAUUCACUAAGGCAGAUGAUAAAGCUCUGGAUCUCCUCGACAAAAUGUUGACGUUCAACCCACAGAAGAGGAUAACAGUAGAGCAGUCACUGUCUCACCCAUACCUAGAGCAGUACUAUGACCCAGCUGAUGAGCCUGUGGCGGAGGAACCCUUCACGUUCGAGAUGGAGCUUGACGAUCUGCCUAAAGAGCGACUGAAGGAGCUCAUCUUUCAGGAGACCAUCCUCAUCAAGGAGCGGGCGGACAAGAACCUCUAGAAGGCCAGAUGAAUUUAUUAGAAACCAUAUUCCUGACACUAUGAAGAAUCCAAGGACAGAACAUUGAAGAACAUCAGAGUGAGCUUCAAUUUAAUGCCGCUGGCCAUAUACUUUCCACGUCCAUCAGGUACAAGUUAUGGUGGACCCAGGAGAGAUAACUCUGAUUACUACUUCCUGUAUAGAUGGCCGUGUCUGCUGCGGCACAGUCUCUCACUGUUUGAUAUUGUCUUACUGUCCUUAGCGGGAGACGUAGCUGUGACGACAGAGAUGAUGUAAGAAGACCAUGUUCACAGCGUCCAAACAGUUCCCUUCUAGAUGACCAGGUCAAGUGUAAACAGUAGCACUCCCUCGCUGUGAUGAAGCUUGGUUGCUCUUGUCAGUCAUCACUGACCAGUCAGCAGGAUUCUUGUUACAGGAGAAACUGUCAGCAAAAAAGUAUCUAACAAAAAAAUAUUCAUUCCUUCCAAAUCAGUUUUAUGAAAAUUGAUCAUUCAGAAUUCAAUUCUAGGAGUUUCAUGCUGGAGAUAUUGAAUCAUUUUUCACCAAAAAACUUAUUGACAUCAUUAAAUUAUUAGUCAUUAGAUAAUUUACAAAAAACCUUGAUGGUGCUCUUUAUGCAUUUCCUACAAAGGGAUGUUUGUUGGCCUUUCAGUUUGAGAAAUCCGAUUGUUGAAUACCGAAGUGUGCAUUAUAAAGAGGAACCAGUAGUUGUUAUAGCGAGGGAGGUCUGUGAUCUUGUUUGGUCCAUUGUUAUUUGCAGUCGAUGAUUGGUCCAAUUGUGUAUACAUACAUCAAUGUUGUCACGUGGAUUUCUCAGUCCUCGUUAUCAUCUUGCAAAGAACAAACUUUUGUACUAAUAUUAUUAACUAGGACUGUGUUGUUACUAUUUCUUAGCUAUACUGCUGCGGUGAAUAAUGGAAGCAAGAUAUUUUUUGAAAAAGAUUUCACCUUUUUGUAAAAUGUUCUUCCUUUCCAAAGAAUUUCAGUUUGGGCCAGGACAUUUUACAAAGCUAUAUGGGUGAGAGAGCCUUUAGUUAGGGGCGUAUGGUGCUUACUUUGAAGAAUUUUGGGACCAGGAAAUGGAUGAUGCUAUCCUCUCCCCAGAUUAAAAUAUAGACAGUUUUCACUGUUCUGUUUUUUUCCACCGUUUCUAUUUUGUGUGGUGCACAUUUUCGACGAAUCCACAGAGGGAGAAUUUUCAGUAGCGACACGGGAACUGGGAAAUAGAUAAGGAAUCGAUGUUCCUGAUCUGCCGGUGAUAAUUAACACAAGUAUGAAUAAGAAUGAUUCUCAUCUUGAUCAUUUUCGCAUCGCCAGUAUUGUCCUGACCUAAAUCUGAAGACUUUUGUUAUAUCGUGCCAAGAUGCACGUUGGUAGCUUGUUUGAAACCCCCUGAUAUUGACUCCAUUGAUAAAAGGGGCAAUAAUGUGAACAAGUAUCUUUUUCUACAUGAGAAAUAAAAGUGUUUUAAAUGAAUUUAAGAAAAAUUAAAAUUGUCAAUUAUUUCAGAUUUAAAUUAAAAUAUGACGAGAUGAGUUGCUUGAGAUGCUUAUGUAAUCACAACUGUGUUUGAUGGAAUCUUCAAAAGAAUUACGGAUCUUAGUCUCAUCUGAGAACCAACAGCUCAGCAACUCCCAUCAAGCAAGAUGCUAACAAAGUACAAGUUUAGACUUUCUUGAUCAUAUAAACAUUGUGAUUGUCUUCAGAUAGUGUAUACAAGAUUGAAUCUGUUAUUGUUUCUUUCCCUUGAAAUGUAAAUCACAAAUUCUACUUCAGUAUUGCGCUUGUGAUAAACUACUCCCCACAAGACUGAUUCCAAUACUGUGUUUGUUAUCUUUGUUUUAUAUACUGAACCCGAAAAGGUAGAGAUCAUGAAUAUUUUUUAGGAUAUUUUAUGAAAUUGUGUGCUCAGUCUCACUACCCAAAAAAAUAAAUCCGAAAUAUUUGUGAUCCCCAUCCUCUAUAUUCAGUAUAAGUGCUAUAUCAGCUUCCUCCAUUACGAUGUCUUACAAUUUUGAUAAAUGUGUAUUUAAAUUUGGAGAAAUAUAUAAAUAUAUUAUAUUAUAUAUAUGUGAUACCUACACAAGUACUGCGUUUUGCUGUUUUUCUACAAGCAAAAUAAGUCUUUUUUUGUCUUCAUUACAGAUAGAUAGUUUUGUCCCUGCUGUGACGACCAACCAUAUCAGACAUGUAAAUUUCUAUGUAUCUUCGGUAGAAUGGUCUCUGAGUCUUAAAGUUGCCUUUCUGCGUGUUGUUUCUGGAUUUGUGUGUAAAGUACUGCCAAAAUGACUUGUUCUACAAGACAUGCCGUGUAUAUUUUGUGAAAAGGAGCAUGAGUUGACUACGAUCAGCAUCUUGUCUCAAGCUGGUGUUCAAAUGAGAGAAAGAAGUGUAAGCACCGGGAUAAAUACCCUUUACAGUCCACUAAGUCCCCCUGCUUCCCUCCCGAAUACCCAUCCUUCAGAGAAUGAGUCCAAAGAUUUAUAAAGAAGUCAGCGAACAAACAAUCAUGGAGGGAUGUUGUCGUACUAAUAGUAUUUUAUAGUGACAAGAAAUUGGCAUAUUUUCAGCUUCAUUUCAAGUUUCAACUUGUCGUCUAAGUAUGGCAAUUAUCAUAACAAUCAUAAACAAUAAUAAUAAUUGCAUGAAAGUUGACUUUGUACUGAAGUCCCCAGUGUUAAAGCAUUUCAUUGGAAGUAUUUCGUAUUGGGGUUUUCUGUGUGCACUUCUUUCAUCGCGUAGACGACUUCAAAUUUCAUAUCUUUCUCGUAUGUAAACACUGGUCAUUGCCAACUGUUAAAAGAAACUUAUUAUUUGCAGGAUUAUCAUUUCUGCUUGUGUAACCAUGGUUACAACUGAACCAUAAAUAAAAAUAUUUUCUUUUCGCCACUAACUGCGGUAUUUAUUCAAGUGUUUACCAAACUUCAUCAUUCUCAUGUUUCUGUGUGUCAAUGGUUAUUUAUACAUUAGAUGACAUUUUAUGUUUGUUUUCCUCUUCCGUGUUUCGUUGUGAUGGACACCACUCUCCAGUAGACCAGAUGUGUGUAGAUGAGAUGCAGAGGUACAUGCCAUCACCCGGUCUAGUAGACUGGUCCUACACCUGUAUAGUAGACGCACAUCACUGUGUGCUGAUUUCCCUGGGGAAAGAUGUGGCCGGCAGCGCAUCCCCUGGAGCUACAAGACCCUUUGGUACACAGGGUAUAUGAACGUGGCUGCUUCUCGACUGGUGGAAUCAUUUGGACUAUAAGGUUUUGGCUAGAUUUGAAAUGUUUUCCGAAAAAUUGCAUAUUUUUACAUUUGUAAGAAAGUGCCAUCUGUAUUUACUUUAAAGAGGAAAGAUGUUAUGUUAUGAAUGGUGGGAUAGGGCUGAUCAUUGAUUUCCUUAUGUAAACAAUCAGCCCAUAUGGACUGACUUAGUGCUGUUUCUGGUUGGUCUCUUAGUACCAUACCGUUGCCUGUGGUUGGUCGUAACCAUACCCUUGCCUGUGGUUGGUCGUAACCAUACCGUUGCCUGUGGUUGGUCGUAACCAUACCGUUGCCUGUGGUUGGUCGUAACCAUACUGGUGCCUGUGGUUGGUCGUAACCAUACCGAUGCAUGUGGUUGGUCGUAAGCAUACCGGUGCCUGUGGUUGGUCGUAACCAUACCGAUGCCUGUGGUUGGUUGUAACCAUACCGAUGCCUGUGGUUGGUCGUAACCAUACUGAUGCCUGUGGUUGGUUGUAACCAUACUGAUGCCUGUGGUUGGUUGUAACCAUACUGAUGCCUGUGGUUGGUUGUAACCAUACCGAUGCCUGUAGUAAUCUUUCGGUACCAUGUCUGUAGGCUUCACAAAAAUAGUAAAUGUCGACAACCUACUGCACUUUGGCUUUUCUUCCAACAUAUAGCUUACAAUAACUGAAAUACUAUUCAAAAUAACUGAAAUACUAUUAAACAAAUCCAGUCCAAGUUUCAGAUCUGGUUCCUCAAUAUCUGACAAGAUGUUUACUGAAGAAUGGAGUAGUGAUGGGAAGUGUGGAGGGAGUGAUGUGUGUCCUCGGUCUACCAUCUGUAUUAGUUAUAAUGGUAUUGGUUUCCUUGUCAGAAUGCUGAUCUUUUAUUCUAUUACCAGUAUAAAACUUAUACCAUUUAUAGCCAACCAUGUGGAAAUUCUACCAUAUCGCUAACUGUGUGAAACAUUCUACUAUAUAUUGCUAACCAUUGAAAAUUCUACCAUUUGCUGCUAACUUGUGAAAUGGAUAAUAUUUGACAGUGUUAACAGGAAAACCUUUGAACAACUACCAUUCUACAGACAAUUAUACAAUAACAUAGUCUGUGUUACCAUGGUUACCAGUUUAUAUCCUACCAGCAGUGAGGGACUGCAACUACCUAAAUACCACAUUCUACAUUAGUUCUAGAUGUGUUUUAUAUUUUUUACAUCACAAUAAAACAUCCAAUAUAUGCUUUAUCAUAGAGACGCUGCGCAGUACUAUUAAGCUGUUAUAUGUCCAUGGCAGUGCACAGUACACUUAUAUCCUUACCAAACGAGAGGCUCUUGUGUACAUUUUGCCAACACUCGAAAUGCUUAUAUUUUGUCAUAUAGAAAUAUUCAUACCUUUCAAAUUUAUGGGGACUUAACAUUUGUUUUAUGAGUAAAAAGUGAAUGGGGGUUGUCAGGGAUGAUUUACUUUGCGGCUCACAUCAACACUGUUACUGUAGCAUGGUUGAUCCAAAAUUUGCAAUCUGACCUUGAAUGUCAUCCAGAGGUCAAGGUGAUCAUUUGGUCAUCCAGAGGUCAAGGUGAUCAUUCGGUCAUCCAGAGGUCAAGGUGAUCAUUCGGUCAUCCAGAGGUCAAGGUGAUCAUUUGGUCAUCCAGAGGUCAAGGUGUUUAUUCGGUCAUCCAGAGGUCAAGGUGAUCAUUCGAUCAUCCAGAGGUCAAGGUAACCAUUUACGCAAGUAAAGUAGGCAAGUGUGAUGGGCAAGACUGUCGAUUAAUCCAAUGAAUAUUUGGAAAAUAUUUAAUAUGUUAUUUAUAGUGAAGUACUUGUGUAUAUUUUUUUCUUCUUCCCCAGUUGAUGUGAUAUGAUGUCAUACUCUGAAUACGCCCAUAUCUGUACCAUUCCAGUCACUCUUCAUCUAUUACUGGGGUGAAAUGAUACAUCAAAGUCUGCAGCAUGAUGCACAGGUCACAAACUGUUCCAUGCUCUAUCAUCUUCAGUGUAACAAAUUUAUUUUCAUAGAUUUUAUGGGGCAAAAGGUGGUGCAAUGGUUUAAGAAGUGCAACUCGCUGUGAAGAUUUGUAUCCUUAAGCCGUACCAGUAUUCAGUAAAUUAGGGGUUCGAGUCCCAGAUUCUGCCAAUUCUGAACCUUGGUUUCCCUGCACCAAACUCAUGUACAUGGGUUUCACGUCCAAAACCUUCGUCACUUUGAGUUUUCCAUCCGCAUUAAGCCGACUAUAUUAAUCAUACUGAAAAUACUUGUAACAGCAUGAAAAUAUAUUGAAAUUGUGAUUUUUUCAUUGGAGCAUUAAUAAGAUUUUUUGGUGAAAAAUUUGACCUGUGAUGCCUUAAGCAUGGUGUACAAAUAAAAAGGUUUUGAUUUCAUGUCAAAAACACCGAAGUUGUUAAUUUCCAUGACUGUCUCUGUGCAUGUUGACCCCCCAGUUAGUCCUGCUCCUUGUUCAUGGGUGGUCCGGCCUUAAGUGUUUCAUAAUAUACCUUUCCCUUACAGUUAUAUCAAGAUAAUGCUGUUCGAUGUUUUGCUGAUUUGUGUACAUGUUUUAUGAAUCGUUUUGUGUCGCUUUGGUGAAUCGUUUCAUCCCCUUUUCUUGUUUAUAUCAUCAUUUCACACAGUACAGCUCCAAAUGCAUUUCUAUGUGUACGAAAAUAAAUCUUGAUGCAAUCCUCCAGUCUGUUACUUUGUGAUACAAGUCGUACAUUUGCGCAAUGUUGUCGAGAUGUGAAGAAUCACAAAGGCCAUGUACAUGACAUAAAGUUACGAGUUGUGUCGAUUGGUCAUAGGAUGCAAUUUGUUGAAUUGAAGAUAUGUUUACUUUAAAUAAGUAUUUGCACAAAAUAAAUUAAUUUUUUUUUUGCCUUUAAAUUGAUGAUUAAAGGAAAAAAAUGAAUUUAGAAAACAGCUAACAAAAUUUAUGAUUUGCAGUUCUAAAGGUAAUGUUCGAAUUAAUACAAUGAGUUGUGCGAACGUUACAUUUGUAGGUCAUGCAACAUGAACCUGGUGGCGGAGUACUGAGCAUGAGAACUUUGCAUGGUGGUCGUUAUUUCUAUCUGCUUUUCGUCUUUAUUGAUCUGUUACUGUUUCUAAAGUUUAAGGAAAAGGCUGGUCCUUUUGUAACAAAAUGAUAUUGUGUAAUCCAAAUAGGCAUUAAAGUUUACUUGAUUUCCUCAAUAACAUGGUCCUAUUCCACAAAGUGAUUCUGGGGCUGCAACAUCAUUGGCCACGCAGAGGUAUAGGAUUACAAUUAAUGAUGUUAGGACAGGGCAGAGUAUAAAAAGUACAAAAACAAUCUUAUGGCUACUAGAGGUAUCAAAAUUAUAACUUCAUGAUCUUUAGCUACUUGAGGCAUUAAAAUAUAAACUUCAUGAUCUUAUGGCUACCAGAAGCAUUAAACUUAAAACAUCAUGAUCUUAUGGCUACUAGAGGCAUUAAAAUUAACUUCAUGAUCUUAUGGCUACUAGAGGCAUCAAGUAUAUAACAAAGCAUAGAAAUUACAAUGAUCUUAGGGCUACAACAGGCAUAAGUUUAUAGCUAAGUAUAGAAAUUACAAUGAUCCUUUGGCUACUAGAGGUAUUAAGUAUACAACAAAGUAUAGAAAUUACAAUGAUCUUAGGACUACAUCAGGCAUAAGUUUAUAGCUAAGUAUAGGUGUUACAACUUAGUUAUCUGAGGGCUACAACAGGCAUAUAUAUCUAUAGUAUAGUAUAAAAAUUACAACUUAAUGAUCUUAGGACUGCAACAAGCAAAGGUCUUCAGCAGUGUAUAGGUGCUGCAACAGACUCAGUCCAUAUUAAAGCACUGGAUUUAGAACAUGAUGGUCCUAGGACUACCAUGGACACAAUCAAAGUGAUCUUUAUCGUCGACAGUUUUUAAAAAAAGUUGUCAUUCUGAUUGAUAUGUUAUUUUUUAUCUGAAUUUUCUUGUUAAAGUCAGCGGAUCCUUAAGGCAAAACAAAUGUGACCAAGUCUUGAUCAUUUGUGUGUUGAGGUCCCAGAGUCUUGUUCCUCUAAGUGUUAGGACUUGUAUAAUAGUUCUGGUGGUAAAGGGAUAUAUAUCUUAGUAAACUCAUGUAGAGCUGUCUACACUAAUUCUUAACUAGCUCUCUUCUUAAACUACUGACCUGAUGCCUGGGAAAAGUUCACUUCUUGGAAUAGGACCCAAAGCUUGAUAUUGUUCCUAGAUUCAUGCCUAAGCUUCACAAAUUCACUUCAUUUAUUCCGUACCACAUAAAGCCUUGUAACAUACUUCAUCAAGGCUUUAUCAGUUUAAUGGCAUAGUAAGCUAAGCAUUGCAUUUAGACUUGGCCAACUCAGGUGAAAUAUCAACAUUCUUCUGUCUCCACUGAUGAAAGCUAAAGUAUUAGUUUGUCAGAAAUGACAGUCAUAGGACAAUGUGUUUGAGACACAUUGAUUAUUGUAUUAAAUGAUUUCAUGAUAAAAAGAUGGUGUUCUUGACAAUUACUGUCACUUACUUUCUAGCUUGGUGCUACUCUCCAUAAUAUAGCACUUGGCUUUGUUUAAGACCAGUGGUUUAUUCUUCCUAUAGAGUGUAUCAAGUUGAUAAUACUGGUCAAUAUUUGACAAGCCACCAAACCUUAACUUGGUAUUGCAAUGCGUCAGUUGUCCGUGUGAUCAUUUGAACUGAAGGCCUUGAUGUGGAUUUUCUACUGUUGCACAAAAAUGAUUGCAUGUCAUUGUGCUGUGACGACUGUUAUGUUUUGGUAGUUAUUAGGGUCAAGCAUUGGAUUAAGUUGGAUGUUGAUUUUAUUAUGCCCUUUGCUCUCUGUGAGAAUGACGUUAGAUAUGUUUAGGUUUUUUUUCAUAAACAGCUUGAGAUUGAAAGCUUCUGUACAUUUCUUAAACUGGGCCAUUGGGACACAUCAAGUUAAUUAUUUGUUCUACGCAUGCAAUUUCUAAAUUAAAAUAUACUACUCAAAAGAAGUUAAGGAUCACCCGAUUCUUUCAUAAUGGUAAAGUUAAUCUGUCAUGACAUGAGAGAUUAACUAUAGUAAUAUGAAAGAAUCAGGUGAUCCUUAACUUCUUUUGAGUAGUAUACAAUUUAUUUAAGAGUAUAUACAACACAACUUUGGAUAAGGACAUUUCUGUUACUCCUUGUACAGAAAUGUCCUUACCAAAGUUAAGUAGUAUAUAUAUGGCACAGCACAACACAGUCAAGUUAUUUUCAAAAUUUCAAAACACAUUUUGUUUAAUUAAUCAAAAGGAUUGCAUAUCUUAACAUGAGUUUGUUUUGGCCUAAGUAAAUUUACACAAGAUAGUUCAGGAAAAAGAUUAAAUUCUGAUCAUAACAAGAAAUCAGCCAUCCCCUGAAAUGGAGAUGGGCCAUAUCUAAUCAACUUCUUGUGGUCUGAUGGAUGUUAUACCCCACAGCUUGUCCCAGGCGUAGUUGUUGAUACUUAGUAUUUCUGUUAGAAGGUUGCAUCAACGUGUUUACAUGGACAUGAAGAUGUGUGUGCAACUGCUGGCUGCAGUGAAGGGACCGGUCAUUUAUUUAAAAAAAAGGGUGCCUUUUCAACGAGAAUCCAGUAUCGUUGGAGGGAAAACAUUAAGAUCAUGGUCUACAUAAUUGAUUUAAUUUGUUAUUUAGAUAUUUGAUUAAAUAAAUAUUGGGAGAAUAAUAAAGUUAGGCUUUACAGGGAGGGUCAUGAAAAGACAAACAACAUUUGGGGAGGGUUGUAUUUGAUGUGACAAUAGACAAAUCUUUGGCCAACUUCCAUAAUAAAUGACCAGCCCAUCUUUGGAGUUCCUUGGUUUGCAGAUCUAAAUACCAUGUUUGUGCUCAAUAUGAAAAUAAUACACCACUCACCUUUUGAUAGGGAUAAUCAGACAUGUCAUGCUGUUUAAACAUACUCUUGACAUUAUGAGAAUGAGUUUUGUGUAUAAAGGAAAGAAAAAAUAUGUAUCUCUAUCAAAAAUGGAGCAGUAUGUACAUUAAGGAACUGACAAAAAACAUUUCCUUUUUACAUUGUGCUCAUUAAUGUGAAUUAAUUUAUCUUUGUCAAAACCAAAGCGGUUCAGAAACAUUGAUCAGCUGGUGAAUUACAUGCUUUCCCAUUUUGACACUAUGGGGGUUUGGUGAAAUUUGGCAACAUAUUCAGUAAGUUCAGUGGGAAGAUAAAACUUCUUCAAAUGUUGUUUUAUUCAAACUGUUGAGUCAGCAGUUCUGUGAACCAAGAAAUACAAGAGAACGCCUUGAGGCAGGUAGGAGUUUGCAAUACACAAGUUGAUGUAGUUCUUGUGUAUUGUACAAGUCUGUGGCCCCUGCAAUGGGUGUCAUGACAAAACACAUGUUGUAUCUUAUUUCAAAGUUUAAUUUUCAUUAAUGUUAUGUAUAUGGGUACUGCUUGUUGAAAUUUAUUUUUGGGUCCAGUUUUCUUGAACUUAAAAAAAUAUUGUCCAAACUUUAGACAUUGUUGAUGUAUUCUUAGUUGACCUUGUAUUGCCGCAGAAUAAAUUUCACAUACCAA
Messenger RNA from Haliotis rufescens (red abalone), 10837 nucleotides. RefSeq names its product mitogen-activated protein kinase 1. NCBI's taxonomy places the organism in Eukaryota, Metazoa, Mollusca, Gastropoda, Lepetellida, Haliotidae. The coding region runs from base 37 to 1140 and encodes 367 amino acids. Gene Ontology annotation, cellular component: nucleus; cytoplasm. Gene Ontology annotation, molecular function: MAP kinase activity; ATP binding. The record is from RefSeq and is a predicted model, not a curated record. Gene Ontology annotation, biological process: protein phosphorylation; intracellular signal transduction. The transcript is spliced from 11 exons.